Molecule: messenger RNA, 1119 nt
Organism: Diaporthe amygdali
Lineage: Eukaryota; Fungi; Ascomycota; Sordariomycetes; Diaporthales; Diaporthaceae
Product: WD repeat domain-containing protein 83
Exons: 2
Coding region: 1-1119 (372 amino acids)
Biological process (GO): mRNA splicing, via spliceosome
Cellular component (GO): catalytic step 2 spliceosome
Molecular function (GO): protein binding
Source: RefSeq, a predicted model, not a curated record
AUGGCUUUUCCAUACAAGCCUGUAGCCUUUCUCACGGGCGCAAAUGGCCCAAUCCACGCCCUCGCCUACUCGGCCAGCCCAGGCACCUACAUCCUAGCCGGCAGCGCCGACCGCUCGAUCCGGCUGUACAACCCCUCGCCCAGCACGGCCAUCCUCCCAGCCAACUCCUACAUCACCAAGCAGCAGCAGCAGCAAACGCAGGCCAGCGUCCCCGAGGGCCGGCUGAUCCAGAGCUACCAGGCGCACUCGCACGAGGUGCUCUCGCUGGCGGUGGCGGCCGACAACGCGCGCUUCGCCUCGGCGGGCGGCGACCGCACCGUCUUCCUGUGGGACGUCGCCACGGCGCAGACGCUGCGCCGCUUCACGCACAGCACCGAGGGCCACGUGGGGCGCGUCAACUGCGUCGCCGUCGGCGGCGCCGACGACAUGCUCGUCGUGUCCGGCGGCUUCGACACCUCCGUGCGCGUCUGGGACGCCCGCGCCGGCGGCAGCGGCCACGCGAAGCCCGUGCAGGUGCUCGACGGCGCGGCGGACGCGAUUUCUUCCGUUGUCGUGCGCGGCGCCGAGAUCGUCGCGGGCUCGGUCGAUGGGCGCGUGCGCUGCUAUGAUGUCCGCGCGGGCCGGGUCACGACUGAUGUGAUUGGGGCGAGCGUCACGAACCUGUGUCUUACCGGCGACGGGAAGGCGAUGCUCGUGGGGAGCUUGGACAGCCGGCUCAGGCUUAUGGACCGGGACAGCGGGUCGUGCCUGCGGACGUACGGCGCGGACGAGGAGGGCCAGGGUUGGAGGAAUACCGACUUCAGGGUGCAGAGCGUGCUGGGCGGCAAGGAGAGGUUCGUCGUUGCCGGGGACGAGAUGACUGGCGCGGACGGUCAUGUGGCCAGCGAAGGCGGUAGGAUAUGGGCGUGGGACCUCAUGACCGGGAAGCUCGUCGCCAAGGUGCCUGUCCCGUGGGGCCCGGCGGGCACGGAACGGCUCAAGAAGGUGGUUGGCAGGGACGGGAAGCCCAAGGAGCGCAAAUAUGUCGUGAGCUGCCUGGCUUGGAGGGAAGGCGGCUUCGGGGACCAGUUCUGCGCUGGUGGAACGUCAGGUGCAGUCACGGUAUUUGGUGCAACGUGA